UUGUCACUAAGGCGUCCUGGCAUCUGCGCUAGCAACGCAGCGAGAAACUUGAGUUAGGCUCGGGCGAGGUGCAAGCAUGCGGACUUGCUGCUGCUGGCAUUCAGUGCCUCUAGACCGCCGAUCAUCCACUGCUGCCAUCUACUGAAGAUCACCAGCCGUCCGUUCUGUGAAAAUUAUUCCAUUUGUGUCAAAACGCGUGCGCCUGCGCUAGCCGACUACUCCGAUUUGUUGUUUUUUUUUUAAUCCUCUCCAUCAGUGAUCGUCGCACUUCAGAUUUAGUUCCGUUCACUCCUGUCCCUCCAACGGACUUCCCUCGUCGCCUCCGUAAACCUUCUCGAGCUGACCCUCCAUUAAGGCUUGUUAGCGACGAUUAAAUACUAUCGAGGCACCACCAUAAAAACAGGGUGCGCGAGAUGACGCUGCCCACGCGGAUAAGCUCCUCGACUACCGUAACUGUACACUCCUCAACGGCUCUACACUCGUCAACAGCAGCACUCGCGUCAACAGUCGUUAACUCGUCAACAAGUUUACACGCCGGACCACCCCGCGCAGCAUGGCUCCCAGAAACUGCCGUCGCGGCUCGUCUAGAGUCGGUACCAGCGCAUGCGGCGCCGUUCUACGUUCCACGACGCGGGAUCGUCGCCGCUGCACCGGCUCGCGUGGCGGGAACGGGCACCAACCAUCGGCUGCGGGAAAUGGGCGUGUCACGGAGAAUGGGCAUUAGUGGUUCUAGACCACUUUUAAAUAGCGUCACGAGUGGUGCUGGCGGGGCCGUUGGCGCGGGCGACAGUAGCCGCGGCCGCUUCGACAGACAGGAACAGGCGCUGGGCUGGGGUGGUAACGGCUGCGUAGAUGGCGCUGGGAUUGACUGGAGACUGUCGCAACGGUCACUUUCACACUCGCACCAGCAGCAGCAGCAGCAGCAGACCCACCGAGGAGCCGUCACGGUUUCCGCCAUUCUAAAUCCCCCCGACCAGCAAAUGCCAGCAAAGAAGCCGUUCGUUCCCCGCCAGCGCCCAUCCCCCAACCCCUCCGCGGAGCUCAGCUCGCCUUAUUCCGCCGUCUCCCCUUCUGCUGCGCGCCAGAGCGGAAGCAACAACGGCGGAAGCGGAAGCGGAAGCAAGAGCACGAGGGGGAACAGGGGCGGCAGCAUCGGCGGAAAGGGGGGAGGCAGGGGCCGCAAGCACGCAAGCAACCUGGUAAGCAGUCCCGGCAGAGGAGGCGGUGGUACAGGCGGGAGCAACAUCAGCGAUAGCAUCCGCAGCAGCAGCAGCAGCACCGGUGGGAGCGACGGCAACGGUAGCGCCACUCCCCGCGGCGGUGCGGGGCUGCCGAUGGGCGCGGUCGGCUUCGGAAGUUCCGCUAGCAGGGGAGCGGAACCCCCCCUGCGCGGAACUGGGGCAGAUGGCGGAGGCUCAGCAUUGGCUGUCGGGGCACUGGCGGGGGGAGUAGACGUGAAGGCGUUUGGGGGAGGGGAGGCGGAAGAGAGGGAGAGCAAUCGUGUGGUUGGUGAUGGUUCUGGUGCCGGUGCUGGCAGGGGUGGCGGCGGUAGUGGAGGUGGUAAUGGGGCAAGAGUGGCGGCAGGAGAACUAGGGGCUUCACUACCCUCGGGUGCAUCAGGGCUGGCUAGCCCUGCUCCUCCUGCCGCUCCUGCUGCUGCUGCGGCUGCUGCGGCGGCUGCGGCUGAUGUCACAAGUGGACAGCAAGGAAUGGGUAGGGCAGCGGAAGGGGCGAAAGAUGAAGAGGAGGGGGAGGAGGAGGAGAGGGCAGAAGUAGAAGGCAAGUCGUCUGCCUCGCCUGGUAAUGGAUCGUUGCGUGGCGGAAGCACGAAUGGGGGAGGGCAGAAGGGGGAGGAGGCUGGGGAGUCAGAGGCGGUGGACGCGGAGAGCAACGAGGAGGCCGCCAUGGCUGCUCGGCUGUCUAUUGCAAGCUUGGCUGCUGGUAUCGCCAGUCAGCCUGACUAUGAUGGUGCUGGCGCUGACGAUGGUAUCUACGAUGCUGCUGAUGGUGCUCGUGGUGGCCGUGACCCCACGGGUGGUGCGCUCUCCUCGUCUGCCAAGGCCGACCGGUCGUUGGAGCUGGGCGACCUCAUUGGCAUGAUCAAAGACGCCGAGUCCAACAUCCUGCUUCUGAACCGGGUGCGGUCUCGAGCUUUGGAGGAGCUGUCGGACGCGCGCAUGCAGAACGACGGGCUGCAGAACCAGCUGCGGAUCUUCCAGGCGCGCAUCGCCGAAGCGGACGCCAAGCUCCACCUCGCCGUGCAGAGCCGGGAGAGGAGCUCUUUGUUGGAGACCCAGCUGCGCGUGCUGCAGGAGCAGGUGGAGGAGCUCGGGGAGGGGGACGGGGAGGAUGAUGAGGCGGUGGUGGAGGAUUUGGAGAAGCAGGUCGGGGAGUUAAGGGAGAGGGUGAAGGACGGGGAGGAGGCGGAGGCAAGGCUGACGAUUCUGCAGGGGCGGAAUGAGGAGCUACAGAGGGAGGUGGAGGCGGGGAUCCGGCAGGCGGAGAGCGCGCGGAAGAGGGAGGAGGAGGUGGAGCGGAGGCUGCGGGGGGAAAUGGAGGGGCUGACGGAGAGGCUGGUAAGGCUCCAGGCGGAGCUGGCGGUGGCUCAGGCGAAGGAGAAGCAGCUGGAAGACGCCGUGGCUGUGAAGGGGUUGCUGGAGAGGGAAGUGAGGGAUCUGGUAGGAAAGGUGGAGGAGAAGGAGGCGGAGAUGGCGCGGGCGGUGCGGGAGAGGGAGGAGGAGCUGGAGAGGCUGAGGGAGAGGCUGGAGAGGGAGGUCGGGGAGCUGGGGGAGAAGAUGCGCGCGGAGGCGGAGAUGAGGCGCGCGGCGGAGGCGGAGCGGGAGAGGCUGGAUGGGGAGAUUGCGGGGCUGAAGCGGGAGGUGGAGGAGCGGGAGGAGACGCUCAGGCGCGAGCUGGAGGAGGUUGGGGGGAGGCUGAGGAGGGAAGUGGAGGAGAGAGAGGCGGUGGUGGGGGAGGAGGUGCAGGAGCGGGAGGCGCUGGUGGCGCGGCUGAAGGGGGAGGUGGGGGAACUGAAGGGGAAGGUGGGGGAGAGGGAGAAAGAGAGGGAGCGGGCGGAGGAGGAGGUGCGGGAGCUGCGGAGGAGAGUGGAGGCGGCGGAAGCGGUGGUGCAGGCGAAGCAGGGGGAGGUGCAGGAGCUGCAGGCGGAGCAGGAGCAGGAGCUGCGCGCGCUGGUGGCGCGGCUGGGGGAGGAAACCGCGGGGAUAAAAAAGGCUCUGGAGGCGAAGGAGAGGGAGGCGGAGGAGGUGGCAACGGCUAAGGAGAAACUGGAGGAGGUGGUGCGGCGGACGGAAGGAUGGCUGGGGGAAGUGCGCGGGGAGAAUGCAGGCCUCAGGACCCAGCUAGCGGCGCUGCAGCAGCAGGUGGCGGAAUCAGAGGAAAAGAGAGAGCUGGUGGUGCAGCUGACUGAGGAGGAGGAGCGGGAGAGGGAGCAGGAGAGAAAGCAGCUGCUGGUGCAGCUGCAGCAGGCGCAGCAGAGGGUGGGCGAGCUGGAGCGGAAGCAGGAGAUGGUGGCGAAGGUUGAGGCGGAGAUCAGCCUGCUACAGGCCGCGAUCGAGGAGGCGGAGGGGCUGGAGCGCAUCUCGGCGGCUGUUGCGGAGCAGAACGAGGAGCUACAGGCGGAGCUGGCGCGGGUGCGGGAGGAGGUGGCGGCGGCAGAGGCGGCGAGGGAGCAGGAGCAGGAGGGGAGGCAGGCGGAGAAGGAGGAGUGGUGGCGCUUAGCGGAGGAGACAGAAGCAUACCGGGCGCAGGUGGGCGUGCUGAGAGGCGAGCUGAUGAAGACGGAUGAGCUGAUGCGGGCUCAGCUGGAGCUCUAUGAAGCCCAGAUGACGGCGUUCGAAGAGAGCCUAGAAGCUGCGAACGAGAGUGUGGAGGUUUAUAGGGUGAGGGCGGAGGAGGCGACUGCGGCGGCGGAGGAAGCGGCGGCCAUGGCUGCGGAAGCAGAGGCGGUGGUGGCGCAGUGGGAGGAAGCGGCAGCGACGGGGGCGCUGGGUGAGUUGAACCUGGACGGAAUGAGCAGCGGAUUCGUCACCAGUGGGAGCAGCAGCAGCAGUGGGGGGAAGUUGCAACGAGCGGCGGUGAUUGGUGCCGGGGAGCUGCCGUGGGAGUACUGGAGCUGCCUGCUGCUGAAGCUGGACGAGCUGCUGCUGCGGCGGGUGCUCACCACCGAGGAAGUGGAUGAGCUCAGAGACAUGGCGUGGCGGAGAGAGAGGGCGAUCCGGGACGCGUGGGACUCGGUGGGGGGCUCGGAGGUGCCGCAGGCGGUGGCGGCGGGGGGGAACAGUGAUGCUGUGGUGGAGAGGGAUGCGGUGGUGGCGGGGGCCCUGAGGGGGCUGCUGGGAGGGGAGCAGCAGCAGCAGCUGCCGCCCCUGCAUGUGGUGCAUAUCGCGGCGGAGAUGGCGCCCGUGGCCAAGGUGGGCGGGCUGGCAGACGUGAUCACGGGGCUGUCGAAGGCGCUGCAGCGCAGGGGCCACCUGGUGGAGAUCAUUCUGCCCAAGUAUGACUGCAUGGACUACUCACGCAUCAAGGACCUCAAGCCGUUGGACAUCAAGUUCUCAUCCUUCUUUGACAAUGAGAUGCACGCCUGCAAGAUAUGGAGGGGCUUGGUGGAAGGUUUGCCGGUGUACUUCAUAGAGCCGCUGCACCCGGCGCGCAUGUUCUGGCGCGACACCUUCUACGGCUGCAACGACGACUUCCGCCGCUUCACGCUCUUCUGCCGCGCCGCCCUGGAGUUCCUCUUUGUCUCGCACAAGCGCCCCGACAUCAUCCACACGCACGACUGGCAGACCGCGGUUGUGGCGCCCCUGUACUGGGACGUGUACGUGCCAAAGGGCCUGAACUCGGCGCAGCUGGCAUUCACGUGCCACAACUUUGAGUACCAGGGGUCGGAGCACGCGUCUGCGCUGGCGGCGUGUGGGCUGGACGUGAGCCGGCACAACGUGCCCGAGAGGAUGCGCGACAACUUCAUGCACGACCGGGUCAACCUGCUCAAGGCGGGCAUAGUGUUUUCGAGUGUGGUUACCACGGUGUCUCCCACAUACGCCAUGGAAGUCAGAGGGCCCGAGGGCGGGCGCGGGCUGCACCUGACGCUGGGGCAGCACGAGAAGAAGUUUUUUGGAGUUCUCAAUGGGAUCGACUCGGAGGUGUGGGACCCCGCCACGGACCCCCUGCUGUGCUGCCCGUACAGCGCGGCGGAGCCGGAGGGCAAGGCGGAGAACAAGGCGUACCUCAAGUCCAUGCUUGGGCUGUCCUCCUCGGGGGCUGACGCGCACAAGCCGCUGGUGGGGUGCAUAACGCGCCUGGUGCCGCAGAAGGGCGUGCACCUUAUCCGCCACGCCAUCUACCGCACGCUGGAGCGAGGCGGCCAGUUCGUCCUGCUCGGCUCUAGCCCCGUGCCUGACAUCCAGAAGGACUUUGAGGGUAUAGCGCGGCAGUUCAGCAACGACCCGAACAUCCGGCUGGUGCUCAAGUACGACGAGAGCCUCUCGCACCUCAUCUACGCCGCCUCAGACCUCUUCGUCAUCCCAUCCAUCUUCGAGCCCUGCGGCCUCACCCAGCUCAUUGCCAUGCGCUAUGGUUCCAUCCCAGUCGUGCGCAAGACAGGCGGGCUUGCAGACAGUGUGUUUGACGUGGACGAUCCGUCCAUCCCCGUGGAGAAGCGCAAUGGCUUCACCUUCACUGCCAGCGAUGUCAAUGCGCUGAACUACGCGUUGGACCGGGGCAUAGCGGCGUACUAUGAGCGGCGCGAGUGGUGGGAGCAGCUGGUGGCGCACACCAUGGCGAUGGACUUCGGGUGGGAGCAGUCCAGCCGCCAGUACGAGCAGCUCUACCACCGCUGCCUGCCGCACAGGCGCCUCUGGUGACCUCCCACCACUCUCUCGGGCUUUUCCACCGGCGCCUCUGGUGACCUCCCCCCCCCUCUGCGGCAGAAAGGCCACACAGCAGGCAUUUGGCAUGUCUCUCUCUCUCCCGCCCCCCGUGGUUUGUUAGUCGAGGGGACAGUUGCUGCUGCUGCGUCCUGAGUCGAGCGGUACAGGCCUUGGGGUGGAUCUGAGUGGACGCGGGAGUUGCUGCCGCUGUGCCUGUCGCACGGGCACAGCACCUCUGGUGGCUGGAGCUUCUACAGUUGGUGUGGUGCGGUGCUGGAUAGAUGAGAAGGAAGUAGAGGGAAGCCUCCUAGGGAGCUUUCCUCCCUUGGGAGUAUGCUAGCAGUUGCAAAGCCUUGGGGUUGGGUGUGUGGGGGGGAGAGAGAAGCAGGGUGUGGCAAGGCGAUUGGCGAAAGCAGAGACACUGCUGAUCUGAUUGCAAUUCACUGUCGCUCUGCUCUGCUCUGCUCUGCUGUGUCUGUCACCCACAUGCCCACUGAGAAAGCCUUUCUCCAGGCCAUUGUGUGCAGGUUGUCUGUCCAGGUGUUUGGUCAGGUGCUUCUGCCGGUGCUUCUUGUGCCAGCCAGUCCUGUGCUAUCUGGUGUUGGGCUAAAGAUCUCGAUUUGAUUUGGUGGUUUGGGGCGUGCUUGGUGCAA
Molecule: messenger RNA, 6538 nt
Organism: Closterium sp. NIES-67
Lineage: Eukaryota; Viridiplantae; Streptophyta; Zygnematophyceae; Desmidiales; Closteriaceae
Source: the annotation of a GenBank genome assembly